Molecule: messenger RNA, 1623 nt
Organism: Annulohypoxylon truncatum
Lineage: Eukaryota; Fungi; Ascomycota; Sordariomycetes; Xylariales; Hypoxylaceae
Product: U3 small nucleolar RNA-associated protein 6-domain-containing protein
Exons: 1
Coding region: 125-1330 (401 amino acids)
Biological process (GO): maturation of SSU-rRNA from tricistronic rRNA transcript (SSU-rRNA, 5.8S rRNA, LSU-rRNA)
Cellular component (GO): small-subunit processome; Pwp2p-containing subcomplex of 90S preribosome
Molecular function (GO): snoRNA binding; protein binding
Source: RefSeq, a predicted model, not a curated record
AUUUUACGAUGCGCUACGAAACUUGCCCGCUCCAAUUCCAAUGCCAACGUUUUGAUGUCGCGAGUUUAUUAUAUACGCCAAUUCGACCAAUAUCUAGAGCUGUAUUCAGUACAUUGCCUCCAAGAUGGCUGGCGUCCCCGAGAAAGCCAGGUUCUACCUUGAGCGUGCCGUUCCUCAACUACGCGAAUUCGAAGCCAAAGGCAUAUUCACUGCGGACGAAAUCCGUUCGCUCGUGCGGAAACGUACCGAUUUCGAACAUCUUGUCCUAUCGCCUGGAAACAAACCUUCCGACUGGUUGAAUUAUGCGACUUGGGAGAAAUCGUUGGAGACACUCCGCGCGAAACGAUGUCGCCGUCUACAAAUUCGCACUUCAUCGAAACACACUGGACAAGGAAGAAUAUUUGGAAUAUUAGAACGAGCUGUGAAUAGGCACCCAGGGAGCAUUGAGCUAUGGAAGGCGUAUCUAGCUUAUGCAAGAGACAUGAAAGCCACUAAGCGGUACCGGAAAGUAAUGAGUAGAGCACUAAGGAUGCACCCAGCGAAGCCCGAACUGUGGGUGAUGGCUGGUAAGAGAUCGGCAAGCAACGGCGAUAUGCAGGCUGCGAGGGGUUUCUUCAUGCGUGGCGCCAGGUUUUGCACCAGAGAUGCCACAGUAUGGCUUGAAUACGCCAGGUGCGAAAUGGAGUGGUUGGGGCGGAUGGAUGCGAGGAAAGGGAAGAAGGGUGGCGCCGAGAAAGCACUUGAAGAACAGGCCGAACAAAGCGACGAUGAGAUAAAGCUCGCCGGGGAAGACAGCGAGGACGACGAGGCCGAUGAAAACGAUCAAGAAAUCAUUCCGGAUCCUGGAAAUGCACCCGGGAAAAAGGUAUUCGAUGAAGACACGACUAAAAAGUUGGAAGGCAAUCCCGCUUUGGAUGGUGCAAUACCUUUGGCUAUAUUCGACAUCGCCAAAAAGCAGCCCUUCUUCAAUUCUUCAGUAGCGGAACAAUUCUUCGACCUCUUCGCUAGCUUCACUACCGUUUCCGCGCAAGCUCGCAUCGUCCAGCACGUUUUGGAUAGUAUGACCGAAAUCUAUCCUAAUGACCCGGCAACCUGCUUCUGCCACGUCCGACAACCACUGAUCAACGUCGAUAUAAACACCCCUUCAUAUCCUAAGGCUCUGCGAGAAGCACUUGUUCGUCUCAAAUCAUCCUUGUCCACUACUACCAACGGUAGCCAGCUAGCCGAGAAAACGAGGUUAUGGAUGCAACCGAUACUGGCUUCUGACGAUUUAGAUCCGGGCAUCCGAACCGUGUUAGAACACACGUGUCGCAAUUUGCCUAGCGCUUGAAAUCGUUUGAUCUUGUCCAAAGUCCCACUAUCCGUCCCAACUAGAGUAAGAAUCGCUCACAUUUAGCAUGACCCUAGUGUCUCGCCGCCCCGUACCUCUACUACGCCCAUCAAAAAUUCGAACUCGGCGGGACUCACGCGACUUACGCUUAACCGGCUCUGCUUUAGCAUUUGCAUGUUCUCGAGUGGCUGACCCGGUUUGCCCAUGUCACGAAGAUCCUUCAACUCAAUCUUCCGGUUGAACUUGCUGCGAAACACGACGUGUACAACACUCCAUUUUGGGUUAUCAGGUUU